Molecule: messenger RNA, 666 nt
Organism: Chenopodium quinoa (quinoa)
Lineage: Eukaryota; Viridiplantae; Streptophyta; Magnoliopsida; Caryophyllales; Amaranthaceae
Exons: 2
Coding region: 1-666 (221 amino acids)
Source: RefSeq, a predicted model, not a curated record
AUGUUAAUUGAAGAAGAUGGGAGAUGCAAAGCUUCUUCGUCUGCAGGUCAAUCCCCUUACAAGUGGCAGAAUAUUUGGCAUGCAGGUUUACCACCAAAGGUGAAGCUAUUUGCGUGGAGAAGCGUAUGGGAGGGGCUGCCUGUGAUGAGCCGCCUUGUUGCUAGAGGUAUGCAGGUUGAUACAAUAUUCCCUAUGUAUGGGGAGGGGGAGGAGACUACAGCACACAUGAUUUUGGAGUGUCGUGCUGCUAGCUCCAUAUGGAGACAUUAUGUGCUUCGUCUUGAUACUAGACAGGUGGAUAUGGGUAGCUUUAGGGGCUGGUGUUGCUUGAUGCAAGAUAAAUACAAAGACUCGAAAUGGUGGGAUGUGUUUUGGAGCAUAGCUUGGGGAAUUUGGCUUAAGCGAAAUAUAUGGAUUUUUGAGAAAAAAGAGAGAAGGGAAUCUGACAUUCUUUAUAAGGCUAUGGGUUUGAUUGGAGAGUAUGAGGAAGAAAAUUUAAGGGAGAAUAUUCUGAAUACAAACGCAGCUUUCCACGGCCAGAUUUUGGGGAUAGGUGGAGUGUUAAGGGACGACUCUGGAGCUGCUGUUGUAGCUUAUUGCUCGACUAAAAAAGGAAGUUUCGCUGUUGAUGUGGGCGAGGCUAUCGCAAUGAGAGCAAGCUUGUGA